UAUUAGUGUAGUAUUUGUGUGUUCACAGUACUCAGCUUAAAAUAUCUGACGACGCGCGUAGAUUUUGUUUUCUUACAAAUAAAAAUUAUUUUCAUUCAAAAUUUGUUUAGUUUUUCGUCAAAUUUUCACUAGAAAUCUUAGAGAAAUUACAAUAAAAUCGUAUAACGAACAAAUUUAAAUCACAAUUGGAAUUAGAAACUCGUUUUUGUAACAAUUAAACAUAGAAAAAAAUUCAAUUCAAUAGAAGAAAAUAAUAAUCAAACAAAAUAUUACAAUACGAAAAGAAAUUUACAUCUUUAUAGCCUAGAAAAAAAUAACACCCACGUUGCAAUAAUAAAGUGUUUGGAUUAAAAGAAAUAAAAAACAAAAACAAAUCAUAAUAAUCAUCAUAAAUUUUUGUAUGCAUUAUCCAACGUGUUGUAUUUUCGAAAUCUUUUUAUCUUGACAAAUACAAUAUUUUGUUUUGAAUGCUGCUGUGUUGUCUUUGAACAUAAACAAAACUUCAUAACAAAUGAUUUUCUGAUAUGAAUCUUCUAGCAUUAACAACAUUCUUAGUUAUUUUACAAAACUACAAGUGAUUUCUUUUAUAACUAUUUGUUUUAUCAUCUACCAACACUCUUGAGUCUGGAAUUAUUUCCCCCAAAAUCUUUCACGCUGCCUCCUGCGCUAAUAUACUCACACGAUGUAUAAGUUACUGGUCGGCUUAAAGAGCUAUUUAAAAUGGCAGGAUAUACAAACGGAUAAUACAAUAUUUCGUUUGCACAAUUCAUUUACCACAGUCCUGCUGUUGACGUGCAGUUUAAUUAUAACGGCCACACAAUAUGUUGGCCAACCGAUUAGUUGUAUAGUUAGUGGUAUACCAACACAUGUAGUGAAUACAUUCUGUUGGAUUCAUAGUACAUUUACAAUGCCGGAUGCGUUUCGAAGACAGGUUGGUCGCGAAGUGGCACAUCCUGGUAUUGCAAAUGAUUUUGAUGAUGAAGAUGCUAAAAAAUACUAUACCUACUAUCAGUGGGUUUGUUUUGUGCUCUUCUUUCAGGCCAUUGCAUGUUAUACACCAAAAUUUUUAUGGGAUAAAUUUGAAGGCGGUCUUAUGCGUAUGAUUGUUAUGGGCCUGAAUAUCACUAUCUGUACGCGACAAGAAAAAGAGGCUAAACGUGAUGCUUUACUCGAUUAUUUGACAAAACAUGUCAAACGUCAUAAGAUGUAUGCCAUUAGAUAUUGGCUUUGUGAGGCUUUAUGCUUUGUCAAUAUCAUUUUACAAAUGUAUCUAAUGAAUCGUUUCUUUGAUGGUGAAUUUAUGUCAUAUGGUACGAGAAUAAUGCAAUUGUCAGAUGUGCCACAGGAACAGAGAGUAGAUCCUAUGGUUUAUAUAUUUCCCCGUGUAACUAAAUGUAUAUUCCAUAAAUAUGGUGCUUCGGGUUCAUUGCAGAAACACGACUCUUUGUGUAUUCUACCCUUGAAUAUAGUGAAUGAGAAAACAUAUGUUUUCAUAUGGUUUUGGUAUAUGAUUUUGUUGGCUCUCCUUAUAGGAUUGUUAGUAUUCCGCGGUCUUAUGUUAUUUAUGCCCAAGUUCCGUCCUCGCCUGUUGCAUGCCCGCAAUCGUAUGAUUAGUUUGGAAACUUGCCGUAUUUUAUCACAAAAAUUGGAUAUUGGUGAUUGGUGGCUUAUCUAUAUGUUGGGCCGCAAUUUAGAUCCAGUCAUUUAUAAAGAAGUUAUGACUGAAUUCUCUAAAGAAAUUGAUCCUUCUAGAUAUAAUCGAGCUAAGUGAUUUUAUUUUUGUGUUUUUUUUUCUUUCUGAAAAUAACAUAACAACAACGACGACAGCUGCUAAAGAAUUUCUAAUACAUUUAAUUUUUGCAUCAAUAGUAGUUCUGUGAUUAAGUUAAUUAUCAUAAA
Messenger RNA from Lucilia cuprina (Australian sheep blowfly), 1899 nucleotides. RefSeq names its product innexin inx1 (gene ogre). Gene Ontology annotation, molecular function: gap junction channel activity. The coding region runs from base 683 to 1771 and encodes 362 amino acids. NCBI's taxonomy places the organism in Eukaryota, Metazoa, Arthropoda, Insecta, Diptera, Calliphoridae. Gene Ontology annotation, cellular component: gap junction; plasma membrane. The record is from RefSeq and is a predicted model, not a curated record. The transcript is spliced from 5 exons.